AAAAAAAUCCAAACAAACCCACGCCGAGAGACUGGCACCAUGAGGUCCAAAGGCAGGGCACGGAAACUGGCCACAAAUGACGGAGAUGACAAGUAUGCCCUUGAAACUUCGGACAUCUUAGAUGAUGCGUGUGGCUCAGAUGGAGACCCUGCACGGUCUUCAGGCCUGGCAGAGGACCCGACGUCUCCGUCUGAAGAUGAGGUGUCACCUAGUAGACCUGCAGUCCUUCAACAACAACAACAAAUGAACAUAUUUUUAUCCCAAGAAAACUUGGCCAUUCCCAUGGACUUUGAAUUGCAACAGUCAACUGUGCUAAAUGGUGCCCUGGGCAUCUGGAGUCGCAGGAGUAUUUACAUUGGUGAACGCUUUGGACCAUACGUCGGCGAGCGAACGCCUUCUCUCAGAGACCCCGGUCAAGGCUGGCAGAUCUUGGACGGGUCAGGCCAUGUAAAGUACUGUGUGGAUGCCAGCAAGCCAGAUAUCAGGAGCUGGCUGAAGUACAUCCAGUUUGCCCCCACUGCCAAGCAGCAUAACCUGACAGCCUGCCAGGUAGAUGAUCAGAUCUACUACAAAGUCACUCGAGAUAUUUUCCCUGGUGAGGAGCUUCUACUUUUCAUGAAGGCAGAAGAGUAUUCAUGUGAUACCAUGGCUCCUGAUAUUCAUGAGGAGAGGCAGUACCGCUGUGAAGACUGUGACCAGCACUUCGAGUCCCGCAACCAACUGCUGGACCACCAGAUGCAGCAGUGCGGGAUGCCGCCCUCCUCCUUCCUUGAUCCAGGAGAGAACAGCGACAUUAAUGCCCAGGAACCUCAAGACCUGCGAUCCCUCCACAUGUCUCACGACUUUCAUGAGUGUAAAGAGUGUGAUCAGGUCUUCCCGGAUAUCCAAAGCCUAGAGGCUCACACACUGUCCCACUCUGAGGAGAGAGAAUAUAAGUGUGACCAGUGUCCCAAGGCCUUCAACUGGAAAUCAAACCUGAUCCGACAUCAGAUGUCGCAUGACAGUGGCAAGCACCAUGAAUGUGAAAACUGCUCAAAGGUGUUCACAGACCCCAGUAACCUGCAGAGGCACAUCCGCUCGCAGCAUGUUGGGGCGCGGGCCCACGCCUGCUCUGACUGUGGCAAGACGUUUGCAACGUCUUCGGGCCUAAAGCAGCAUAAGCACAUCCACAGCAGUGUCAAGCCCUUCAUGUGUGAGGUAUGCCAUAAGUCCUACACCCAGUUCUCAAACCUGUGCCGUCACAAACGCAUGCAUGCUGACUGCAGAACACAGAUAAAGUGCAAGGACUGCGGGCAGAUGUUCAGCACCACUUCCUCCCUAAACAAGCACCGGCGCUUCUGUGAAGGGAAGAACCAUUUCACGACAGGAGGAUUGUUUGCUCAAAGUAUGCCGCUCCCCGGUGCGCCUGGUUUGGACAAAUCAGCUUUAGCCAUGGGCCACAGCAGUGGUGGAUUGGCUGAUUACUUUGGGGCUAGCCGCCAUCAUGGUGGGCUUACCUUCCCUGCGGCGCCAGGCUUCCCAUUCAGUUUUCCCGGCCUUUUUCCUUCUGGACUCUACCACCGUCCACCACUCAUUCCUGCCACCUCUUCCCCAGUUAGGCAACCAGCUCACGCUGUGGGUGGUGGGCCUGGUGGAGAGCUAAGUAGGAAUCCUCUGCUGCCUCCUAGCCCUGGGGCUCAUGAGUCCAGAGAGCUUCUUAAGGCGCUUCGGAAGGAAGACAGUGGUCCUGAAAGUCAGAUCAGAGCUUCGGACCUACAUACUCAGAGCUCAUUGUCCUCCAUGAAGCAACGCAACAAGCAAAGUGAUCAAUCUGAAAGCAGUGAUCUGGAUGAUGUCAGCACACCCAGCGGAAGCGAUCUAGAGAGCAUGUCAAGCUCAGAGCUCGAAAGUGAUAUGGACAGUGAGAGAGAUAGGGGGGCUAUGCGAGAAAAUGCCAAAAGCUUCAAAAGGAAGCCUUGUGAUGGAAGCCCCCAAAAUCUCAGCCUGACAAGCAGCAGUGCUGAUAAAAACUUUGCCGGACCGUCGCUAAACCCUUCCUCACUGGAUGAGCGAACAGCUGUUACAGGGGCUGUGAAUGACUCUAUUAAAGCGAUUGCCUCCAUUGCGGAGAAGUAUUUUGGUUCAACAGGCCUGGCUGGCCUGCCGGACAAAAAAGUCAGGUCACUGCCCUAUCCCUCAAUGUUCCCUUUACCUUUCUUCACCACUUUCUCUCCACCAGUUUAUCCUGUUCAAGACAGAGAUGUCAGAUCUCACGGGCUGAAGGGUGAGCUGCAGUUGCUGGCAGAUGAUUGCAAAAAGGCGCAGAGCAAGUCGUCAUCUGAGUCACCGUUUGACCUCACCACCAAGCGAAAGGAGGAUAAGUCUAGCCCGUUUGCGCCCUCCAAACUAGAAGUCUCCCACUUGACUGGUCAGGAUCAGCCUUUGGACCUCAGCCUAGGGAGCAGGGGCCGUGGAUGCAGUGCAAGAGAAGAAGAGAAAAAAAUGAAUGAGUGUCAUCAAGAUGAGAGGGCAGUCAUGGAAACGCCGAAGCCUGACUCAUCGCUACAACAUGCCAGACCGACUCCUUUCUUCAUGGAUCCCAUCUACAGGGUUGAGAAGAGGAGAAUGAGUGAUCCGUUCGAGACGCUGAAAGACAAGUACAUGCGGCCAGCUCCAGGCUUCCUCUUUCAUCCUCAGUUUCGUUUGCCGGAUCAGAGCACUUGGAUGUCAGCUAUUGAGAACAUGGCCGAGAAGUUGGAAACCUUUGGCUCCUUGAAGCCAGACUCGGGUGACCUGCUGCGCUCGGUCCCCUCCAUGUUUGACUUCCGAGCGCCACCAUCAACGCUUCCAGAGACGCUACUACGCAAGGGCAAAGAGCGCUAUACCUGCAGAUAUUGCGGAAAAAUCUUCCCACGUUCUGCCAACCUGACGCGCCACCUUAGGACUCAUACAGGGGAGCAACCUUAUAGGUGUAAAUACUGCGACCGCUCCUUCAGCAUCUCCUCCAACCUGCAGCGCCACAUUCGCAACAUCCACAACAAGGAGAAGCCCUUUAAGUGCCACUUGUGUGAUCGAUGCUUUGGUCAGCAAACCAACCUGGAUCGUCACCUCAAGAAGCACGAGAAUGGUAACCUGUCAGGGACUGCAAUGUCUUCUCCACAGUCGGAACUAGAUGGCAACGGCGCCAUAUUGGACGACAAAGAAGACUCUUACUUCAACGAAAUAAGAAAUUUCAUCGGCAACACAGGACAAAGCCAAACAUCUCCGGACCCCUCUGAAGAAGGUGUCAAUGGCACCCCAUUUCAAGAAGGAAAGACUCUACUGAUGGCCAGGCACGGUUCACGUGACUUGGAAGACGAGGAGGCAGAGGAGCUUGGUGCUGAUGAAGAAGGGGAAGAACCCAGCAAGACCCUGAAUCAACCCCAAGAGGAGAUGCCCGCCAGCAACAUGAGUGAUGACGUAAUACAAGAUGAAAUGGACUUUAGUCGAACAAAUGACUUGCGCCAGAGCUGUAAAAUCUCUCCAAGGAGGUAUAAGGAGGAGGAAGAGCCGAGUGGCUACUCCGCCUUGGAUCAAAUUCGUCACUUUUCAGAGAUCCACAAGCUGGAGGAGAGUGAGUUGAGCGACGGGGAAGCUGAUGAAGAAGACCAAUCGUUUGCCCCCACCUCGCUGACUGAGGCAGUCAAGCAGCCCCUCUUUAGGAAAUCCAAGUCACAGGCAUACGCCAUGAUGCUGUCUCUGGCUGAAAAGGAUUCUCUCCACCCUGCCACCCACACGCCGGCCUCCAUGUGGCACAGUCUGGCUCGGGCUGCCGCUGAAUCCAAUGCCAUCCAGUCCCUCAGCCAUGUAUGAUGACGCCCGCUUUUCACCUUUUACGCCCCCGAAUUGGGAGCCCAUUGCGGCGGCCCUCUUCCUCCAUGUCUUUGGAGUGACUGCAAAGCAGAAUCACUUCCACCCUUCUGACUGCUGAGUGGAGCGCCUUGUACACACACACAGACUCACACAAAAAAAAACAAAAAAAAUAGCAGGGUCCUUGCAGACCCCCAGCCCAGAAAACCUCAACUUCUACAGAAAAAAAUAUCCCUCUGAGCCCUUCAAAUGGAUUUCCUCGCGUGGCAAACACCAGGAUCACACGAUUGUGGUGGAAAUAGUCAAUCUAAAAAGUAAUAAUAGUGGUAUUUAUUCUCUUCAUUUGCACACCAAAGGCAGCUGGUGGACAUGGAAGAUGUGCUGACGUAUCUUUGAUAGACUGCAUUCACUGCCCACUUCACACAAAGCAGGGUGAAUAUUUGGAGUUGCUUGUCUCUGAAGGGCAAAUUUGUUUAACUGUAACAAGAACACUGUCUUUAAUGACAUCAUGUAUAUUCAAACUGUAUUGCAAUUCAAACCCCUGGGGGUCCACGUGUGUUGCUUGUAAAAAUUAAAAUAAAAUGCACUUGAUGUAAUGAAGGGUGGUAGCAACCUUGGUUCAAAUGACUCUAUAUCAUUAAAAAGUUCUAAUUCAAAUAAUGAUGGUAAAGCUAAAUAAAGCCAGUUCCCUAUCUGUAUUCACAGUGUGUCUGCACAAUCAUUGCACUGUACACAAUUGUCUCUGCACCCCAUCCUGCCCGUCUGCGCUAUCUGUGAAAGGUUAUAAAUAGACUGUCAUUUUUAGUGGAUGAAAAGAAAAACAUGUUUUUACUGAGAUACGUAGCCAGUGCUGAAGUUAAAUGUUGUUCUGUAAAGGGCAUUUGUCUUUUUUUUUCUGCACCAUUGAAUCCAUCCUAGUCAGCCAACAAUACCACUAAAUAGCCUGAAUGCUAGUCGGUAACUACUUCAUUCUUGUGUCAUUCAUUUUAGACAAUCAUGAUUUUGUUUUAUUUUUUAUUUUGAUUUUUUUGGGGGAUAUUGUUGGUGUUGUUGGUGUUGUUGUUUGCUGUUGUAUGUUGAUAAUUGUAUUUAUUUCUUGGCAAACUGUAGUUUGUUUACUGAAUAGCACUGGUCCAAGCCCAGGUGAUGGCAGACUUUACUGGGGUUUGUAGAUUCCAUGUGAGUGCCGGAUAGUAUUAAACAUACAACUCACUCCUUAUUAUUUUAUUGGAACUGGUUGAUGAAUAGAUAUUAGUUUUUUUUAAAUGACAAUUUAAUGAUUCAAUUCUAUAAAAAAAAUAAUACAUACAAUUUAAAAAAGAAAACCGUAUAUAGGAUGAAAUCAUGAAAAGAUAACACAACCCAGGUAUCAUUUGCUCAUAAGCGCAUGGUUGGUCUGCUAAGAUUUGUGUUGAAAUUUUCUACGGUUGUCUGCAAGCUUGUGUGACGUUCAGUUCAUGUUAAACCUUUGUGCCAAACUUAAAAAAAAUAUAUAAAAUAAAACAGACUGCUCUUAUGUAUUCUCCCGUUUUGAGGGAAAUUUUUUUUUUUUUUUUUUUUUGUCCUUGUUUAUAAUCAAUUUUAAAAAUUAAUCAGCAAGUUGAGGUACUUUUAUUUUAAUGCUUUUUACAAUGUAACUGUUAUGCAUUUCAAUUCAAAUAAUGUGGGAGGAACAACUCAAUAAAGGACUACAAUGUGGAUUGACAUUA
This is a messenger RNA of Phycodurus eques (leafy seadragon), 5537 nucleotides long. RefSeq names its product MDS1 and EVI1 complex locus (gene mecom). NCBI's taxonomy places the organism in Eukaryota, Metazoa, Chordata, Actinopteri, Syngnathiformes, Syngnathidae. Gene Ontology annotation, cellular component: nucleus. The record is from RefSeq and is a predicted model, not a curated record.